GAGGGCCUGGCUAUAAAUACCACUUGCUAGCGCCAAUGUUCAUCUCUCCCCAUUUCUCUCUCGUCUCCAUCAUGGGAACGCACACGCCGCUGCUCCCGGACACCGACCCUCCGCGUGCCCCCGCCGGCGCAAGGCAGAAACGACAGUCGUCGACCGUUUUCCUCGCCGUCGUCGUUUCUACCGUGCUCCUGCUCGCCCUCGCGGCGGUUAUGGUCUUCGCGACGCAGCACGACGACGGGCAGGGGGCCGCCAUGCCCGCGGGCGACGUCGCCGUGGGCCGCGUAAUGGAGGUGGCCGCCUCCCGCGGCGUGGUGGAGGGCGUGUCGGAGAAGUCCACGGCCCCGCUCCUCGGCGGCGCGCUCCGGGACUACGCCUGGACCAACGUGAUGCUGGCGUGGCAGCGCACGGCGUUCCAUUUCCAGCCCCCCAAGAAUUGGAUGAACGAUCCCAACGGUCCAUUGUACCACAAGGGCUGGUACCACCUGUUCUACCAAUGGAACCCGUACUCGGCGGUGUGGGGCAACAUCACCUGGGGCCACGCCGUGUCGCGCGACCUCAUCCACUGGCUGCACCUGCCGCUCGCCAUGGUGCCCGACCACUGGUACGACGCCAACGGCGUCUGGUCCGGGUCCGCAACGCGGCUCCCGGACGGCCGGAUCGUCAUGCUCUACACCGGCUCCACGAAGGAGUCGGUGCAGGUGCAGAACCUGGCCGAGCCGGCCGACCCGUCCGACCCGCUGCUGCUGGAGUGGGUCAAGUCGGAGGCGAACCCGGUGCUGGUGCCGCCGCCGGGCAUCGGGCUGACAGACUUCCGCGAUCCGACGACGGCGUGGCGGAACUCGAACGACUCAGCUUGGCGCAUCACCAUCGGGUCCAAGGACCGGGACCACGCCGGGCUGGCGCUGGUGUACAGGACGGAGGACUUCGUGCGCUACGACCCGCUGCCCACGCUGAUGCACGUCGUGCAGGGCACCGGCAUGUGGGAGUGCGUGGACUUCUACCCUGUGGCAGCCGCGGACCCGGCCGCCGAGGACGGGCUCGAGACGUCCACGGCGCCUGUCCCUGGGGUGAAGCACGUGCUCAAGGCCAGCCUCGACGACGACAACGCCAUCGGCACCUACGACGCCAAGACCGACACUUGGACGCCCGACGACGCGGAGAACGACGUCGGGAUCGGGCUCCGGUACGACUACGGCAAGUUCUACGCAUCCAAGACGUUCUACGACCCCGUCCGGCGGCGGCGCGUGCUGUGGGGGUGGAUCGGCGAGACCGACAGCGAGCGCGCGGACAUCCUCAAGGGCUGGUCCUCCGUGCAGUCAAUUCCGAGGACGGUCCUCCUGGACACCAAGACCGGCAGCAACCUGCUCCAGUGGCCCGUGGUGGAGGUGGAGAACCUCCGGAUGCGGGGCAAGAGCUUCGACGGCGUCGUCCUGGAUCGCGGCUCGAUCGUGCCCCUGGUCGUCGGCAAGGCAACACAGCUGGACAUUGAGGCCGUGUUCGAGGUGGACGCGUCGGCCGUGGAGAGCGUGAUGGAGGCCGACGUGGCGUACAACUGCAGCACCAGCGCUGGCGCGGCGGGGCGGGGCCUGCUGGGCCCGUUCGGGCUGCUCGUGCUGGCCGACGAGGACUUGUCGGAGUGGAUCGCCGUCUACUUCUACCUGGCCAAGGGCACGGACGGCAGCCUCAAAACUUUCUUCUGCCAAGACGAGCUCAGGUCAUCAAAGGCGAACGAUCUAGUCAAGAGGAUCUACGGAAGCUUGGUACCUGUACUUAAUGGGGAAAAUCUUUCAGUAAGAAUACUGGUUGAUCACUCCAUAGUUGAGAGCUUUGCUCAAGGAGGAAGGACGUGCAUUACGUCGCGCGUGUACCCUACAAAACCAAUCUACGAAUCUGCCCGCGUACUCCUAUUCAACAAUGCUACAAACGUUCGCGUCACGGCAAAAUCGCUCAAGAUCUGGGAGCUCAACUCAGCUUACAUCCGACCGUAUUCAAGUUCACUUGAGUAGAGUGACAGCCAAUAAUUUAUGUCUACCUGAAUUCAUUUGUAAUAUAGUACUGGUUUGUUUGCUUAAACAGGCAACGAAGAAGGAAGACAGAGUGCAAUUUUUGGCACAAGAUAAUUUUUUGAAUGAAUAACUUGCAUCGAUA
This is a messenger RNA of Phragmites australis (common reed), 2148 nucleotides long. Its product is annotated as beta-fructofuranosidase 1-like. Gene Ontology annotation, molecular function: beta-fructofuranosidase activity. Bases 36 to 2006 code for a protein of 656 amino acids. Lineage: Eukaryota; Viridiplantae; Streptophyta; Magnoliopsida; Poales; Poaceae. The record is from RefSeq and is a predicted model, not a curated record. The transcript is spliced from 7 exons. Gene Ontology annotation, biological process: carbohydrate metabolic process.